GUCUAGACCAGCCGAUGGGUCUGGAACUUUUUAAUGCCGCAAUAUGAAAUAACAUCAUUACCCUGAUAAGCCUCGGUACACAGGCAUAUAUAGAGGUCAGUCUUUCAAGAUAAUGUUCGCUUGUAUUCAGAUAGCGCUGUAAUUUCUUGGUUUUCGGUUUCAAAAAAAUCAAAAAAUGGAUAUAGGACCACCGGAAUGUCUAAAAACCGCCUUAUCGGUAACGCCGAAGUUGCUGAUGGGCCCAGGACCUUCUACCAGUUCCCCAAGGAUUUUACAAGCUGUACGGCAAAGUGUUUUGGAACAUACAGAUCCGGAUUUGUUUAAGAUAAUGGAUGAUAUCAAAGAAGGCCUCCGGUAUGCCUUCCAAACCAAAAACGUAUUGACAUUAGCGAUAAGUGGGACCGGUCAUUCAGGAAUGGAAGCCGUACUCAGCAAUCUUUUGGAACCGGGAGAGAACGUUUUGAUAGCGAUAACGGGCACAUGGGGUGACAGAGCUGCUGAUAUGGCUCGAAGAUAUGGUGCUAUUGUGAAUACGGUAUCGUCAAAAUUUGGCACCACUUUGAAACUAUCCGAAAUAGAAGAUGCGGUGGCAAGGGUGAGACCGAAAUUAUUUUUUAUUGUCCAAGGUGACAGUUCGACUGGCGUGUUGCAACCAGUUGAUAAUUUGAGCGCUAUAUGUCGAAGAUAUAACUGCCUAUUGGCAGUAGAUGUAGUUGCAUCACUAGGCGCUGUACCAUUCUACAUGGAUAGGUGGGGUAUAGAUGCAGCUUAUGCGGGCUCUCAGAAAGUAUUGGGUGCACCACCAGGUUUGGCACCUAUUUCAUUCAGCCCUAGAGCAAGAGACGUUAUCUUUUCACGAAAAACACCCGCACCAGUUUACUACUGGGAUAUGAAACUUGUGGGUCGACAGUGGAAAUGCUUCGACGAGGAUAGAAUCUAUCAUCAUACGAUCUCGUCCACUCUUCUAUAUGGUCUACGCGAAGGGCUGUCAAUCUUAGCUGACGAAGGUCUAGAACACGCAAUACAAAGGCAUAGAACGUGCGCAAAAAGGUUGUACAACGAACUAGAAAAGAUCGGAUUCGAAUUGUUUGUUGAGAACGAGGAUGACAGGUUGUGUACUGUCACCACCGUUUAUAUCCCCGAUUGGGUGACAUGGGACGACGUUGCUUUGUAUAUGAGAAGGUAUAAGUCGAAAAAUGCUUCCAAAUUAAAAAAAAAAGGAUUUCGAAGCCACUAGAUUUUUGAGUCAUUUUAUAAAAAAUUAUAUUUUAGCUUAACGUAUUUGAAAUUUUAACUUCAGACCGAGACAUGGAAUGGUACGAGGGUAGGUCUGAAUAGUCUCAGAUCUCAACCUGAAGAUGGCAGCACUCGUAAAUAAAAGCUAGUGAAUUUCGUUGUUCAUCUGUUGACAGUUACCAAAAUUUCAGCCAUUUUGAACGUGUAGUAUUUAUGUAACACUCGUUUGAGUGAGUCGAUGCGAGUUUUUUGUGGAAUUGGACAAAAUGGAGUAUCAAGCUGUCAUUAAAUAUUUGUUUUUGAUAGGCAUUACGCCUUCGCAAAUCAAAGAUGAGCUGGAUUCUGUGUAUGGGGACUCUGGACCAACAUUCACCACAGUGAAAUUUUGGGCAGCUGAAUUUAAACGUGGCCGUAAGAGCUUGGGAGACAUUGAACGCUCUGGAAAUAAAAAACUGCAACUAUCGACGAAAACAUCGACAAUUACACCAAAUGGU
This is a messenger RNA of Acanthoscelides obtectus, 1730 nucleotides long. Lineage: Eukaryota; Metazoa; Arthropoda; Insecta; Coleoptera; Chrysomelidae. The record is from the annotation of a GenBank genome assembly.